Messenger RNA from Lichtheimia ornata, 1116 nucleotides. RefSeq lists its product as uncharacterized. NCBI's taxonomy places the organism in Eukaryota, Fungi, Mucoromycota, Mucoromycetes, Mucorales, Lichtheimiaceae. The coding region runs from base 1 to 1116 and encodes 371 amino acids. The transcript is spliced from 8 exons. The record is from RefSeq and is a predicted model, not a curated record.
AUGACCAACAAAUCAAGUGGACAAGCAACAUCCGAUGUCCGUGCUGGACAUGAGCUUAAUGUCGCUGCCCUCGAAGCCUAUCUCGUAGCCAAUAUUCCAGGAUUUACAGCACCUCUCGACGUGAAGCAGUUCAAGCAUGGUCAAUCGAAUCCCACAUAUCUAAUCAAGGAUGGAAACCAAACCCAGUUUGUACUUCGCAAGAAGCCUCCAGGAGCUCUCUUAUCAAGCACUGCACAUGCCGUUGAACGAGAAUACCGAAUCAUCAAGGCAUUGGGUGAUGGCACUGAUGUCCCUGUUCCCAAGGUAUACGCAUUGUGUACUGACACGGCCGUGAUUGGUACUCCCUUCUAUGUCAUGGAAUUCCUCAAGGGCAGGAUCUUUGAGGAUGUGCGUAUGCCUCAAAUCCCAUUUGAAGAACGUAAAAAGUGCUGGUUCUCGGCAAUGGAAACGCUUGCCAAGCUUCACCGUAUCGAUUACAAGGCCAUUGGUUUGGGAGAUUACGGACGUCCUUCUGAUUUUUACAACCGCCAGAUGAGAUCGCUUAGCAAGGUUUCAGCUGCCCAAUCUGCUGCCAAGGAUCAAGAUACUGGUGAAGUGGUUGGACCUAUCCCACGUAUGGAAGAAAUGUUUGCAUGGUUUAAAAAGAAUCAACCUGCUGAUGAAUCAACCAUUGUCCAUGGUGACUUUAAGAUUGACAACAUGAUCUUCCAUCCCACUGAGCCUCGAGUCAUUGGUGUCCUUGAUUGGGAAUUGUCUACAAUUGGUCAUCCGCUGUCAGAUCUUUCGAAUCUCCUGCAGCCUUUCUACGUCCCUGCUACUGCUCCUAUUCCUGGAUUCAAGAAUCACCCUGGACCUUUGCCAAUCCCUGGUGCUGAGGAACUUAUGCAAGUAUAUUGCAAGCACGUGGGCAGACCUUAUCCUAUCGAUCGUUGGUUAUUUGCCGUAGCAUUUUCCUUUUUCAGAUUGUCUGUUAUUUUACAAGGUAUUGCUGCACGUGUGGCUCGCCGACAAGCAUCAUCUGCUCAAGCCAAACGCCAUGCUGAGAACUUUAAGCCUCUUGCUUUCCUUGCACUUGAGAUUGUGGACCAAGGCGAUUUGAACCCAAGCAAGUUGUAG